Molecule: messenger RNA, 516 nt
Organism: Aspergillus puulaauensis
Lineage: Eukaryota; Fungi; Ascomycota; Eurotiomycetes; Eurotiales; Aspergillaceae
Exons: 1
Coding region: 1-516 (171 amino acids)
Source: RefSeq, a predicted model, not a curated record
AUGGGACUCUACUACGACAUCGACUCCAUCAAGCGCGAAGAAGCAAAAACAGAGCAGCUCGACGACAUCCUAACACCGCACCACAACCCAGUCCACCCCCAAAGCGCGCCAACAACCCAUUUCCCCACCCCAAUUGUAGGCAGCCACGCACCUGGGUUCAUGCUCCACCAAACUAACCACUGCAACGGUCCUCUGUGCUGGAACAGCACCGGCGGCGAGGUAAUCGAGGUCAUGAGCAUCUGCCGCUUGGUGUGGGUGAGGCUGACGGAGCCUGAUUGCUCGGCGAGUCUGCACCAUGGGGUUACGUAUGGUGAGAUGGCGGCGUUGAGGAAUGGGGAGACGGUUAUGCGUGGGAAUGUGGGGGAUCGGGUCCCGGGGCUUUGGACGGACUCGAGGGGCGUGUUAUAUACGGGUAUGGGCACGGUGUAUGGGGUUUCUGACCGCGUGCUGGUUCCGAUUUUGCGCUGUCCUGGUGGCUGCGAUUGGCAGGUUUUGCGGCCGUCGGUGGAGUUGUGA